AGCUUUCGUUCGGCGCCACGUAUUAUAUGACAUGUCUAAGUUGUUGAUAGCUUGUGUCGAAAUUCGAGUUUCAAAGAUCGAACGCUAGGUUGUUUGCUUUGGUUGCUGCGACUCUUGUUGCCGCGUGGUUGUCUUCUACCCUGUUCUAUAGUCGCAGCGUUUAUGAGGGAGCUUGUCUAAGGGGAGUUUUCUGCUCUCCAUCACGAAAUGUUGGUGUGUAGCGGUGGUUUUCGGUUCUUGGCUAUCGUGAUCUGGCUGUCGAAGCGUUCGUGCUAGCGUCCGUUCCCUCGGUGAAGUCUCUUCGCAACCACGCAAAACCAAAAGACGCUGUGAAAUGUCAUACUUUAGAAAUUGGCAGAAAGAUAAAGCAAGCCCAGGAGAUCCCAGAUUCAGAUUCAAGAGAGACCUUUGGUUGAGCCCGAAUCGCUACAAAGACUACAGUCACAAGAACGAAGACUAUUCCUGGGAGGUUUUUAAGCUUCCAGGAUCCAACAGUGUGGAUCCCAAAACGGCAGACUCUCGGAACUGGAGAAUGCCUAGUGUUCCCCUACCUAGCCCGAGCUAUUCUACGGGGCGGCACACACCGUACUAUACUCACCCAGAUGUACGGAUUUACGAACUCAACCGGCGACUACAACAGAGGACGGAGGAGAGUGACAACCUCUGGUGGGAUUCCUUUGUCACCGAAUUCUUUGAAGAAGAUGCUACUUUAACAUUGAACUUUUGUUUAGAAGAUGGACCAAAAAGAUAUACAAUUGGGAGAACACUUAUUCCUCGAUAUUUUAGGAGUAUAUUCGAAGGAGGAGUUACAGAGUUGUACUAUCACCUACUCCAACCCAAGGAGUCGUAUCAUAAUACUACAAUCACAUUAGACUGUGAAAAUACAACUAUGAUAACCAGUCAUAUUAAACCUGUUUAUACCAAGGUUUGCACAGAAGGGCGGCUGAUACUGGAGUUUACCUUUGAUGACAUGAUGAGAAUACGCAACUGGCAUUUUACCAUAAUGCAGCAUAGAGAGAUGAUACCACGUAACGUUGUAGCUAUGCAAGACCCAGGCAUGUUGGAGCAGGUUUCCAAAAACGUCACACGCCAGGGGAUGACUAAUUUUACUCUUAAUUACUUAAGACAAACCCAAGAAUCUUCUUACGAAGAAAAGAUCCGAGAAUUAUGUGUUAUAUUAGAACCAAUGCAAGAGCUUAUGUCAAGGCAUAAAACAUACAACAUGAACCCGAGAGACUGUUUAAAGUCAACAUUAUUCCAGAGAUGGCAAAGGAUGUGUGCUCCACCAGAAUAUGGCCAGGAAAUGCUAUGGCCACCGAAUACACCAAGUGCUCCAGGUACCCCAGCGCCCAAGGAAUAUGGUCAAGAAAUGAUUUGGCCCCCAAACGCGCCCACGCCACCGGCACCCAAGGAAACCCCUCGACCCCGUACUCGACGCAAACGCAAAUCUUCAUCAACACCUAAUGCAUCGACACCCACUUCAUCAGGAAAUAGCCACUCAAAGAAGAAGUCUCCUACAGCUUCAAAUUUCUCGCUCGCAACACAAGAUGUAAUGGUUGUAGGGGAACCCUCACUUAUGGGAGGAGAAUUUGGUGAUGAGGAUGAGCGCCUUAUCACAAGACUUGAAAACACCCAGUUCGACUCCACCAAUGGCGUAGGAGAGGAUGCACCGUUCGGGUCCAGUCCCAUCAAUUCGUCCUCGCCCAGCAUACCAGGGUGGUCCUCCAGCGGUCGGAAACCGAACCAAGACGAAACGGCUGGCGACUGACUGCUAAACAAGAGAGCUGCUCUCUUGAUGUGAACAAUAUAAAGUAUUUGGCUAAUGUGUUGUACGCUGAACCGAACCAAGACGAAACGGCUGGCGACUGACUGCUAAACAAGAGAGCUGCUCUCUUGCUGUGAACAAUAUAAAGUAUUUGGCUAAUGUGUUGUACGCUGACACUGCUUUGUGCCGCGGGCUUUAGGCCAGAUCGCCACAGGAAACCCAUGGACUAGUUUGGACAUGGCCAUGGAGAUUUUUAAAGGACUCAAUCUCGCUUGUUUUAAUUAUACGUGCAUUUUACCAAAGUUAAGAUGAAGAGACUAUGUAGAUACACUCAGGCAGACUAUAUACUGUCGGUCUGUGAAGUGUAUGUAAAGUAAAUGUUAUAAGUUAUGCCAA
Messenger RNA from Nematostella vectensis (starlet sea anemone), 2161 nucleotides. RefSeq names its product LIM domain-binding protein 2. Gene Ontology annotation, biological process: nervous system development; negative regulation of transcription by RNA polymerase II; positive regulation of transcription by RNA polymerase II. The record is from RefSeq and is a predicted model, not a curated record. Gene Ontology annotation, molecular function: LIM domain binding. Gene Ontology annotation, cellular component: transcription regulator complex; nucleus. NCBI's taxonomy places the organism in Eukaryota, Metazoa, Cnidaria, Anthozoa, Actiniaria, Edwardsiidae. The transcript has 13 exons. Bases 335 to 1768 code for a protein of 477 amino acids.